Molecule: messenger RNA, 889 nt
Organism: Saccostrea echinata
Lineage: Eukaryota; Metazoa; Mollusca; Bivalvia; Ostreida; Ostreidae
Exons: 3
Coding region: 1-822 (273 amino acids)
Source: RefSeq, a predicted model, not a curated record
AUGACGACAUCCACGCUUGGAGAAUCUUUCAUUCUAAAGAAGAGAAACCUAUGUGACAGACUCAUUGCUGCAGCUGUUGUAACUAUCAUUCCUUGUAUACAUAUAGGCAUUGUCAACAACAUCAUAUGGGUCCCCGAGAAACCGAAAGUCAAUAGGACUCGAUGUCACUGUGACUGCUUCGAUACAGUUUUCAAAGGUUCGUACGAAAGAGUUGGAAAAACAACCUACAAACAUAUAUAUUUCAAUGCUACUUACGAAAUGCUGGUCAUUUGGGUAAUGACGCUUGGAGUGAUUAUUGUCUCCUAUGAAUCAUUCAAACAUCUAUAUGAUUUGUAUAAUCAUAGGCUGUUAAGAUGGAGGAUGUUUUUCUUGUUUAUACUAGAUGUUUAUCCCAACUACUAUUCAUACUGGAUGUUCUUCAAUUAUACAAAUGACGGGUACUAUAGUCAAUUUUAUCAUCAAAUGUUUUUCACAGUGACGGAGUUAUUUUCUACGUGGACUGUAUUUCAACUUUGUUCUAAAACCUUGGAUACAGAUUCGAUACGUUCUUUUAUAAUUAUUUCGAUCAGUUUAAUUCAUAUUUUGCUGGGAGGGGUAGAUCAGUUUUUUGCACAGUUAAUUUUGUGGCAAGACAAUGCAUUUCAGAGAUUCAGAGACUUGGGGUUUCUUCUUCCAGAUCUGUUACAUGUAUUAUUUACCAUCCAGUUACUAUCAGAGGAACGGAGGACUAAAUGGGAGAAAACCUUUACUAUUAAUGAGCUAAGGAAAAUCAGUGUCUUUGUCUUUAGCGGAUUUCUGGUUGGGAAGUUUUUAUUUUCCUAAAUUUUUGUAAAGUCAGACAGAACGGAGAGCAUGUAAUUUUUCACAAUUUAUUAUAUUACCGUAUUUU